AUGGAAGUGUCUGCAGCGAACCCAGCCUCGCUCAGGGUCGCUUUUGAGGGUUGCGGACACGGUCGACUUGAUGACAUCUACGACUCUGUCACAAGGUCAGCUACUCGAAGGGGCUGGGAUGGCGUCGAUCUGGUGGUGAUCGGAGGUGACUUUCAAGCCGUCCGCAACUCAAAUGAUCUCGCUUGUAUGUCAGUGCCUCAGAAAUACAAGGCGAUUGGCGACUUCCAUGAAUACUACAGCGGAAAGAAGACCGCCCCUUACUUGACCAUCUUCAUUGGAGGUAACCAUGAAGCAAGCAACUAUCUGUUCGAGCUUUACUACGGUGGUUGGGUGGCACCCAAUAUCUAUUACUUGGGGGCAGCAAAUGUCAUCCGUUGUGGCCCUCUUCGCAUUGCAGGCUUGUCGGGCAUCUGGAAAGGUUACGACUACCGAAAGCCACAUUUUGAGCGCCUUCCCUACAACAAUGAUGACGUGCAGAGCAUUUAUCAUGUGAGAGAGUUAGAUGUACGCAAGCUUCUGCAGAUUCGUACUCAGGUCGACCUCGGCCUGUCUCAUGACUGGCCCAACCGAGUUGAGCUUUGCGGUGACCACGAGACGCUUUUCGCAAAGAAGCACGGCUUCCGAGAAGAUUCUAACAACGGCCGACUUGGAAGCAUUGCCGCCAGAUUUGUUCUUGACCGUCUGCGCCCUGCCUUCUGGUUCUCAGCCCACUUGCAUGUGAAAUUUAAUGCGGUGGUUCAACAUGGGGACAACUUACAGCCAGACUCUCUCGGUCCAACAAGACAUAUUGCGUCUUCUCAGAGAACCUCUUCCAACGCAUCUACUCUCACAACCUCUUUUGGGAUGGACGGUGCCGCUGUCACCUCGCUCGUACUCGGUGAUGAAGACAUGCCGACCGAGCAGGCCCAGGUCCCACAUAAUUUUUCUGAGAACAAGGGGCAUGCCGCCAACACCCUUGGAGAAGACGAGCGCCUUGAAGAGCCUCCAAGGGAACUACCUACCGCUCAAGCCACCCAACAGAGCAACCUCGUUGGCUUGGCCCGUACCAGUUCACCGCUUAAACGCGUUCACGACGAUAACCAAAGCCGAAUUUCGGCGUGGAAUAACUUUCAUGCAGUGGCUGCAAGAGACGAAGCAGCGGAAAAUGCUCCUCGCUUGGAAGAAUCACAAGAUAACUCAGCCUCACAACUGCCCCAUAGUCUUACCUGGCGCAAGAUAAGCGUCGACGAGGAUGAUCCGGUGCGAAAGGUCACGACAGUUGAGAAACCUGCUGACGAGAACGAAUCGGAAACCAAGAAGCAGAAGACAGGCCAUGCCGUGAGCGCUACAAAGAAUUCCGACGAGAUCCCGCUCGACCUCGAUAGUGAUUCCGAUCAGGGAAUAUCUACGACGGCUGAGACCCAGGGAGCAACUCAGAAGCAGAACGCAGUUGUUACCCAACCUGCCGCCCCAGAUGUUACUGGUGAAUCAAAGCUUUCAGGCACCACCCAACAGGACAAGCCUCAGGUUAGAAGUCUAGACUCUCAAGACGUUCGUAAUCUCCUUCCCACCAGCUUCUCUCAACCCGAAAGUUUUGUGUCUCAGGACGUUCGCAACCAACUUCCCGCUAGCUUUUCUCGGGUAGACUGUCCAGUCUCCCAAGAUGUUCGUAACCAGCUCCCUUCAAGCUUCUCACGUCCUCAAGCCACACCAAAACUCGAUCCGUCCGUCAGUGAACCUGUUCCAGAAACAAUCACCAAUAAGACCACACGGUUCCUCGCAUUGGACAAGUGUGAACCAAAGCGCCAUUUCCUCGAAUUGCUCGAGAUUCCGAUUGUUUCCGAGCAGAAUGGUAGCCAGCGCACCCGUCCUUUCCGUCUUGAAUAUGACAAAGAGUGGCUAGCUAUCACUCGUGUCUUUGCCGACGAGCUGCAGCUGGGCGAUCUCGCCGUGCAAAUGCAGCCGGACCGUGGCCAGGCAUUCUACAAACCCCUUAUCGAAGAGGCGGAGCAGUGGGUUGAAGAAAAUGUCGUCAAGGCUGGCAAGAUGAUGGUUCCAGAGAACUUCACCCCCACUGCACCUUUCUUCGAUCCCGCCGUCCCUAUCACGACCGACGAGUUGCCCCCUGAAUUCACCAACCCCCAGACUGCUCAGUUCUGCGAACUCAUCGGAAUCGAAAACAAGUUCCACCUGUCGGACGAGGAACGCCAAGCAAGGGUUGAGGCUGGCCCUCGCCCCAACAAGCCCAAGCCCGAAGGUGGCUGGAACCGUGGCCGCCGUCGUAACUAUAACAAUAACAACCGCGGCGGCGGUAGUCAGUGGUGGGGAAGAGGAGCAGGGCGCGAUCGGGGACGAAGUGGUGGUAAUCAGCGCUGGUAA
Molecule: messenger RNA, 2358 nt
Organism: Aspergillus fumigatus Af293
Lineage: Eukaryota; Fungi; Ascomycota; Eurotiomycetes; Eurotiales; Aspergillaceae
Product: RNA lariat debranching enzyme
Biological process (GO): mRNA splicing, via spliceosome
Cellular component (GO): nucleus
Molecular function (GO): RNA lariat debranching enzyme activity
Source: RefSeq, a predicted model, not a curated record